Messenger RNA from Python bivittatus (Burmese python), 5313 nucleotides. RefSeq lists its product as uncharacterized. NCBI's taxonomy places the organism in Eukaryota, Metazoa, Chordata, Lepidosauria, Squamata, Pythonidae. Gene Ontology annotation, cellular component: nucleus. Gene Ontology annotation, molecular function: DNA-binding transcription factor activity; DNA binding. Gene Ontology annotation, biological process: regulation of DNA-templated transcription; circadian rhythm. The record is from RefSeq and is a predicted model, not a curated record.
GUUUUAAUCUAGCCACUUCAUAAAUACCAUUAGUACUCCAAAAGAUCCUCAGCUCUUCCUCAGUAACAUGUUGAGUACCAUCCAACUUGAAGAGCCCAUCAUCUGGCACUAUGUCAUCAAUUGUUUAAUAUUUUCUAUCUGUGUGGUUUUCUUGGUAAAAAUACAGGAGUGGUUUACCAUUGCCUUCUCCCACACAGUAUGAAUUGAUGCCUUCUCCGUUGUCACUAAAGUAAUCAUCUGCCUCCAGUAUCUUUCUAUAUCGCUGCUGUUCAGUAUACUGUAGGUGCCUGUUUGCUUUAGCUAGGCAGCUGGGAUAACCUUCACGCCUUGGGUGACCCUGCUGGGAAUAUAUACUCUGGGCAUACGUUCCUGACAUUCUCAUCCCUCCCAGACCUCUCCCCAUGAGACAGCACAGCAGGACUUGGGGGGGUGCCCAUCUGUAGAUGAAUCAUAAAUAGUAAGUUAUCUCAUUACAUGACUAUUCUGAGGAUAAAUGAAUAUGGACUCUGCAGUUAAAAGCAGCUUAGGAAUGACUAAUAAAUAUUAACAUUUUAAACUGUCUUUCUGUCUUCCAGAUAUAUGGAAACAGCAAUACCUUAGAAAUGUUAUAUUUUGCUAUGAUUCUGGGUUCAGUUAACUUAGUGCAGCUAUAGGAAUAUAUAAUGUUGUGGGACUGUAUCUUUCUGUAGUGGGUAGCAAUAUCAAAUCUGGGCUACAAAACAGCUACCAGAGAGUGGCAAAUAGUUAGGGUUUUCUGAAUCUCCUGUAGUGAGUGGUCUUAUGGAUUGGCACCUUGAAGCUGUGGGAGCAUCCAUAUACACAAGAUUCAGAGCUACAGAGAUCUCUAAUAACCUGGCCACCAAACAACAGGCUAGACUUUGGGAAGAUGGACCUUCCUUUAGAGGAGCCUCCAUCAGAGCUUCUAUCACCACCUCCAAAUUCUGCUCCUAUAUGUGAGCUCCGGACUGCUGUGUCUUGUUUUGCAGAGGAGACUGUGUCAUUGCUCUCAGUCAAUGACUUGUUAAACCACUCCCUGCUCAGGACAGCUGGCAGCCUGGGGGCACAGCAGAAAGAGCAAGGGGUGCCCUUAACCAUGGCCCGACGCAAGCGAGAAUUCACCCCAGAUGAGAAGAAGGAUGAUGGUUACUGGGACAAGAGGAAGAAGAACAAUGAAGCAGCCAAGCGCUCUCGAGAGAAACGGCGGGUCAGUGACUUAGCCCUGGAGGGACGGGUUUUGGCACUGCUGGAGGAGAAUGCCCACCUUAAGGCAGAACUCCUGGCCCUCAAGUUCCGCUUUGGCUUAAUCCGAGAUCCAGCAGAAGCUUCACAACCAGCACUUGCGCUUGCCAGUGAACUCCAUCGGUCAGCCACUGUACCCCAGCACUUCCCAGUUGCUCAUGAGCCACCCUGCUACCCUUGCACCUUCCGUCCAGAGUCAGCUACCAGCUCUGAGGACUCUGGCUUCUCCACCCCAGGCAGUUCCAACCUGGGAAGCCCUGUCUUUUUUGAGGACCGUGACAGGACAGAGGAAGGAACUAUGUAUGAGGGGCACUGCCUAGUACCUGAUGCUCCAGCUGAUGGAGCUGAUCUGGGCCGCGUUGGCCGUUAUGACUCUGGGGAGAGCAUCAAAGGUCUUCCCCACAAGCUGCGCUUCAAAAUGGCAGUAGGGUCAGAGGAGAUAGCUGGAGAACAAUCUGGACAUUGCCUACCUUCUCCACCAGGAGGAACUUGGAGGGGGCUGGUGACACAGAAGGAGCAGCUAAGCACAGGAGGUUCUGCAGGUACCCUGGCAUUUGAGAGUGGUUGUGAAACAGAACUCCCUGGGGCCCAGGUGUCUGCCCCCCAAGAACUUGGGUACCAGGCAGAGAACAGCUCCCUGCAGAGUCAGCUGGCCUCACUUUCAGCUGAAGUGGCCCAGCUGAAAAAACUGUUCUCUGAACAGAUCCUCAUCAAGAUGAACUGAAGGGGGGAGGCAAGGAUAGAAGGUGGUUGCUUUUCUUCUCUUCUUUCCUAGGGCUACCAGAUAUUGGGUGCAAAAAUCUGAAAUACCACUAGAGUAGUAUCUAGAGCUAAAUUUUUAUCCAUUUCUUUGCUGCCAUAUGAGGUCAUCAAGAAUUAUGCAGCCCAAAUCUAGUAUCCUUAUUUUCUCCCUAUCCCAUCUUUCAGUGCCUCACAUGUCUAUAUUUGCAUGCAUUUAGCCCUGUGAGUUUACUUUUGCUGUAAAGGUUUGUAAUAAGAACCCCCCCCCCUUUAACUUUAUGCCCUUUCUUGCUCUUUCCAGUGGUUUUCCAACAUUCUACAUUCAAGGAACUUCUUCUACAUGAAUUUCCCAUAAUGUAAUUAUGGGAGGGCACAGCUACUGCUAGCAUACCGGAAGGAAAAACUGAUGGGGCUCUGCAGCCUGUCAGUCUUUGGGAACUGUCCUGUUUUCCAUGCCUAAGAAAGAUGAUGUUAACCCAGAUGAGCCUCGAUUAGAUAAAUGCCUCCCUCCCUGAAAAGCAGACAUUUCCUGGAUCAGGCCAAGAGAUCAUUGAGUUCAGCAGCCAUCCAGAUGCAUUUUGGAAGCCAGAAACAUGGAUCUGAGGGCAAAAGCUCUUCAUUGUUGCUCCCCAGCAGCUGUUACACAAGAUACACAUCUUCUGCAUAGUCCUUAAGACUAGUAACCAUUGACAGUUCAAUUAAGGCUACCUUAAAUGAACUACAAAACUCUGAAUGACCACUGGAUGGCAGCAAAGACCCAUUUAGCAAUGGCCUGGAUUUUUGCAUCCUUGAUCUGGUAACCCUAAGCCUGCUCUUCCAUGAAGCUAUGUAUUCCCUUUAAAAAUUAGUGGCCAUUGUGUCUAACUGAUCUGGGCUUCUGGGAAACAACCAUUAGAAAAUUGUUCCUGUGUAUUUCCUCAGCCCAAGUAGAUUCCAGGCUGCCUUUUAUAGCUUCCUUCUCCCCACACCUGUUUGGUGUGUCUAGGUGGAAAAGUUGAAGUAGAUUAUGAUGAGCACACAGAUGUUCUAGCUAGGCUCAUCAACUGUCAAGAUGGGUAAACACAGUGAAAUUAGUUAGCAAACUGAUCUAGAGUCAAGACUGGAUUUCUCAUGUCUUGAAUUGCCUUUCCCAGUACUUCAGAUGUGCCUGGAAACCAAGUCCUCCGACCAUCCUUCUCAAAUGCUAAAGGUACUCUGCACGUGUUCCAACAUACCCUUCUUUAUUCAUAUUUGAUCUGUUUCAGUGUGAAAAUGUGGCAUUGCAAACACUCAACUGAAGAACAGUUAGUUGAUUAGUCAUCUGUUUUUGAAGUUUGUUAUUUCAGUGAUUUAAUAAACACAUGGAUUACUGUAUCCUCAACAUGUAUUCCUUUUUGAAACAUGAGCACUGUACUUUCAGUAAAUAUUUUCAGUUGCCAGCACAGGGGUAACUUUUGUAACCUUCCCACCACUUCUUCCAUCAUUUUUCUCCUAGAGAAUAACUUUGAAGAGUAAAAAGAUGAAUAUCUAUCUAAUGGCUUCUGACUAUAGUACUAGGAACCUUCUAUCUGGAAGAAUGAAAAAUAUGGCCUUAAACUUAUUUAUUAUUGUAUGUCUCUGUUUAAAAUCCUAUUUUGGAUCUGACCAUGAUGGAGAGGGGCAAGUCUCCCCCUCCACUCAAUUUCAGCUACUGAAAAGUCUUUUCUCCCACCAUCUUCUUUUGGUCUUCUUAAAACCAACUAAAAAUGAGCUUGGGAGAUUUGCUUUGGAGGCAGGGAGAGCCCAUGAGUGAACAAUACAAAGCUGCUACUUCUUGCUCUCCCCUCCAUUGCCUUUUCCUACUAUAGCCUAGCCAAGGUAUGUUUUCUUAUCUCCAAUCUAACCUGGUUAAAAAAUGUGCUUCAUUUGAGAGCAAGAAAUUCUUGACUCUGUUUUCACUUGGGAAACUGUUUUAUCCACAUAGGGUAAUGGCAGCUCCCUAGUGUGGAAAAAGGUGCUGCUGGCUGGAAGUUAUGGGUCUUGUAGUCUAAGAGAACUGGAGGGCAAUGGAAAGAUUGAAAGUUGUAUAUACAUGUUUGCUGUCACAGAAGGAGCUGGAUUAGUCUAUGGUGGCCAUAACAUCAGAAAAAAAUCUGGGAGCAGCUUUUCCAGCUAACAAAUUUUAUUAAAAAGCAUAAGCUCUCAUGAACUACAGUGCACUUCAUUAGAUGCAUGGACUGGUUAAAUUGAUGUAGGAUUUGAAAAGGGGAUGAGGCAGGGUGAGGAAAAGAAAGAGUACUAAUGGUGAAGUAAGCUACAGCUCAUGAAAGCUUAUGUCUUUUAAUAAAAUGUGUUAGUUGGGAGCUACCAAACUCCCACCAAUCAAAAGUUUUCUAGGUAAUUGCUCUGGCAGGUCAAGGUCUCAAGAUAGGAAUGUACAACUAUGUCUCCCAAAGCUUUGGAUGUCUCUACAGCAUCAUCUCCCAAUUGCUGCUGAAUUGGAAUUUGUAUAAUGUGAUAGUAUAUAUCAAGAGGUCUUUGUGAAUUCACAGGAAUUGAUCCAAUAGCCAGCACAUAGUACCUUUUUGUGAUUUUUUUUUCUCUUUGUAAGCCAAAUAAGGCAAGUUACUAGUUUCAGUCUCGGGCAUGUGAAAUAAUUUAGACAAUAUUUCAUUACAGCACCUAAAUAAGCAGGUUUUCUUUCCUCCAGUUUCUGCCUUUCUAUAACCUUCUUGAUAAGCAGUGGUGAAGUACCAAUAAAACAAUAAAGCAAAGGCUUAAUUUAUAUAUUCCCCUCCAAGCAUUUUAAAGUAAUGUAUCACUCUACUGGAUAUAUGUUUAACUUACCGUAUUAACUAAAUGUGUGCAUUGCUAUUUCUCAACUACCUUCUGCGGGGCUUGACAUCUUCCUACUUAGAGUUAAGUAAGGGGGUUAAGUAGGUUGGCUGACAGUCUCUCUUGGGGUAGCAGAUCGUAAUUUUCCUGCUUCUGCUUUCCAUUAAGCCAUCUGUGUCAGAACAAAGUGUCCCUCAGUGUGCAUGUUCAGGGGUUUUGGAGCCCCUCUGGAUCACUUCAGAUGUCUUUUCUGGACUCUGCCCUGGAAUAAAUCAGUGUUUAGCAAUUCAGCACUACCUAGUUCAUCUCAGAAUCACCAGCCACCUUUUCUCCUUCUUCCCAGAAUUCCAACAAAUUAUUUCAUGUCUCUCCAGAUCUCUCUUCCCCCUUACCAGCAGCAGCCUUGCCUGUUUUUCCUGUGAGAAAGAGCCACUUCUAUGAAAAAGGAUAUUAUCUCUACCUCUCUCAGAAUAGGAUAUAUGUUUGGGUAAGUGCAUCACCACUCUGGGCCAUAUCAUGCUGUCACAGAAGGGAAGAAAU